GUAUGUAUGUAUGUAUGUUUGUAUGUACAAUAUAAUAUGCCCUGCAAAAGAGUAUAGUCGUAGCCUCCCUGAGUCGCUAGCUAGCUCGCUUUGUGCAUGUGAAACACCCACACUUCUUAUUUCCCAUUAACCACAGAAAGCAAGAACAAAGUACUGCAAAGCAACGGUACGUUUAGGAAACGGGUUUGUUCUCGUCUUCUUUUUGAUCGUUUGGCGAUGCUAGGCUUAGAACGUCGUUACAUAGGAAAUGAUAUGCAAAAAGAACAAGUGACAAAAAUUCUAACUGUUUUAUUUCGCGUUCUCUUUCGUCGGUUGGCCUUGCAGUGCUAACAAUAGGUUUUUUCAUUGAUGUUGUUGCUUUUGUGCAGAUGGUAUUUCAUGGUAUUAAAAUAAAAACAUUACGCACAAGGCCGGCCGUUAAUCGGCUCGUGAACCACGUAGAUUGUGACGUCAUUUCAUUCAUCGUUAGUGAAAAUUUGUACUUCUAUAAAAGUCAAGAAGGGCUCGAACGAUUUGAAUGAUUCUUUUUUUUGUUUGUUCGUUGUAAAGUUGUUGCUAUGCGCUUCUGGAUGAAUAUUUAAACCUUUUUCCGUGUUUUGGUAUAUUUUGAUCCAUCUGUUCUUACAUUUCCUAUUCGAAACUGAACUUUGACUAUAAUCCGUAAAAGUCAAUUAUAGGUACAUUUCAGUAAAUGCCAGAUAAAUGUUUUAUAUAUGUUACAUUGUCUGUGCUUGUAUAUUGAUAUUUCAAAUUUCGUGCACUUUGAUGUUCAUACAAAUUUUGUAUAAUGAGCUGCGGCAAUCGAAAUUGGCUGCCCUUCGGGUUUUGUGGGCAGCUCCGGAGACCCUCAAAGACAUUGCUGGAACCAAAAGUAACUCAACUACCAAUUAUAAUGCCGCCACUUAUAAUGGCCAACGUGCUCCACGCAGGGCGCAUUUUAAGUAGCUUCGGUAGAGCGUCGGCUUCUUGGGUAUAAAUAUGCGCUGCAUGGCCUUAGUUUGACAUCAGUUAGCAAUUCGCUUUCAACCAGCUAUCAACAGCAAGUCACCAAACAACAAAAAUCUAAAAUCAAGAUGUUCAAAUACGCCGUUGUCAUUUGCGCUUUGAUUGCCUGCGUUGCCGGCAAGCCGGGAUUGCUGCACGCACCGCUGGCUGCUCCAGCUGCCGUCUUUGCUGCACCCGGUCCGGUGGUGACUGCUGCCAGUAGCCAAGUGGUGGCCAGAACAUUCAAUGGCAUCGCAACUGCGCCCGUGUUUGCUGCCGCCCCAGUUCCAGUCGCUCCCGUUCCAGCACCAGUCAUCAGGGCUGUGGCACCAGUGGCUGCUCCUCUGGCUGCUCCAGUUUUCAGACAUGUGGCCACUCCCUUCGCUGCGCCCAUCAUUAAGGCUGUUGGACCAGUCGCCGCUCCAUUGGCUGCUGCACCCAUUGCCCAUCCGUAUGCGGCUGCCUAUGCCCAUCCCUAUGCGGCACCGGUGUUUGCCAAGUACUCUGCCCCGUUGGCUUAUGGACCAGCUCCGUUGGGCUAUGCCGCAGCUCCUGCACUGUGGUAAGAGCCAAAGCUCAGCAAGGAUUAACAACGUGUGUGUUCAAUGACUGAUAGCCUUUAAUAAAAAUCGUUCAACUUGGUAUAAAAAGUAAAAA
Molecule: messenger RNA, 1641 nt
Organism: Drosophila virilis
Lineage: Eukaryota; Metazoa; Arthropoda; Insecta; Diptera; Drosophilidae
Source: RefSeq, a predicted model, not a curated record